This is a messenger RNA of Ochotona princeps (American pika), 1206 nucleotides long. It is a transcript of the gene RAB33A, whose product is annotated as RAB33A, member RAS oncogene family. The coding region runs from base 363 to 1076 and encodes 237 amino acids. The transcript has 2 exons. Gene Ontology annotation, molecular function: GTPase activity; GTP binding. NCBI's taxonomy places the organism in Eukaryota, Metazoa, Chordata, Mammalia, Lagomorpha, Ochotonidae. Gene Ontology annotation, biological process: Rab protein signal transduction. Gene Ontology annotation, cellular component: Golgi apparatus; endosome. The record is from RefSeq and is a predicted model, not a curated record.
CGUCCUGUCCAAGGGCACACGCUGGCGGCAAAGGCUCUCAGCUCACCCAUCCUCCUUCAUUUUCUUCCUCUCCCUUUUUUUUUUUUUUUUUUUUUUUUUUUUUGUGGAGGGGCUCGGAGCUGCAAAGAGGGUGCGCUGGAGGAGGAGGGGGACCUUGUGAGAAGUACCCCCUUCACGUGCGCGUGCACACGUUGCUGGCGCACGCACACACAGGCGGACACACACUUACAGACAAGCACGCGCGCGCACACACACACCCGCACACACAACGCUCGCUCUCCUCGAGCACACGAACGUAGCUCACCGUUUUCUUUGUGUGGAGCCCUCGAGGGGGGUUGGGACCCCGGUCAGGUCCGGGGGAGAUGGCGCAGCCCAUCCUGGGCCAUGGGAGCCUGCAGCCUGCAUCUGCCACUGGCCUUGCCUCCCUGGAGCUUGACUCGUCGCUGGACCAGUACGUGCAGAUUCGCAUCUUCAAAAUCAUCGUGAUUGGGGACUCCAACGUGGGCAAGACCUGCCUGACCUUCCGCUUCUGUGGGGGUACCUUCCCGGACAAGACUGAAGCCACCAUCGGUGUGGACUUCAGGGAGAAGACGGUGGAAAUUGAGGGCGAGAAGAUCAAGGUUCAGGUGUGGGACACAGCAGGCCAAGAACGCUUCCGCAAAAGCAUGGUGGAGCAUUACUACCGCAAUGUGCAUGCAGUGGUCUUUGUCUAUGAUGUCACCAAGAUGACCUCCUUCACCAAUCUUAAAAUGUGGAUCCAAGAAUGCAAUGGGCAUGCAGUGCCCCCACUAGUCCCAAAAGUGCUUGUGGGCAACAAGUGUGACUUGAGGGAACAGAUCCAGGUGCCCUCCAAUUUAGCCCUGAAAUUUGCCGAUGCCCACAACAUGCUCUUGUUUGAGACCUCAGCCAAGGACCCCAAAGAGAGUCAGAACGUGGAGUCGAUUUUCAUGUGCCUGGCUUGCCGGUUGAAGGCCCAGAAAUCUCUGCUGUAUCGUGAUACUGACAGGCAGCAGGGGAAGGUGCAGAAACUGGAGUUCCCACGGGAAGCUAACAGUAAAACUCCCUGUCCUUGUUGAAACCAAAUGGUGUAAAUACAAGAUAAAUUACCCCUGGAGUUUUUUCUUUCCCUUUUUUCCGUGCCUGCAUUAUGCUGAUACCUGCUUGUUUCCAUACAAAUUGAUAUCAAAAUAAAAUUUGUAUAGAUUA